Drosophila innubila is the source of this 952-nucleotide messenger RNA. Its product is annotated as mannose-P-dolichol utilization defect 1 protein homolog. The record is from RefSeq and is a predicted model, not a curated record. Gene Ontology annotation, biological process: oligosaccharide biosynthetic process. NCBI's taxonomy places the organism in Eukaryota, Metazoa, Arthropoda, Insecta, Diptera, Drosophilidae.
GUUCAAUCGCGCACAAUCAGCGACUGGUAGCGCCUUGAUAAGAGCCGGCACAAUUGUGAGACAUACUCAUUGGCCAAGUACAUCGAAAGUGAUAAAUUUGCAAUUAUGGUUGAUCUAAUUCAGAAAGGUGCUCUAUUCCUGAUGAGCCAGAAGUGCUACGAUAACUACUUCUUGGAUCACAAUUUCCUCGAUGUGCCGUGCUUCAAGGCGCUGCUGAGCAAAGGUCUCGGCAUUGGCAUUAUUGCCGGUUCGGUGCUGGUCAAAGUGCCGCAGUUGCUAAAAAUUCUUAAUAACAAGUCCGGCGAUGGCAUCAAUUUGUUUGGCGUAAUGCUCGACCUUUUGGCCAUAACAUUCCAUAUGUCGUACAAUUUUAUGAACGGUUAUCCCUUCAGCUCCUGGGGCGACAACACAUUUCUGGCCCUUCAAACAGUUGCCAUUGCUGCCCUGGUGCUCUUCUUUGGCGGACGUAAGCCUCAUGCUUUCUUCUUUCUGCUCGCCUAUGCGGGUCUGCUGUACGUGCUCAACUCGGGCCUGACGCCCAUGAAGGCCCUGCUUACCAUACAGAGCUGCAACAUUCCCAUUCUCUUGGUUGGCACCUCUCAAGCACUGACCAACUAUAGAGCCGGUUCUACGGGUCAGUUGUCGGCGGCGACAGUGAUCAUGAUAUUUGCCGGAUCGCUGGCACGCAUCUUUACCUCCAUUCAGGAGACGGGCGAUCAGAUGAUCAUCAUUACAUUCUGCGCCUCCACAUUUGCCAAUGGUGUGAUUGUCGCCCAGCUGCUUUAUUACUGGAACAAGCCAGUGCCAGGAGCAGGUGCCAAAAAGGAUGCUGUCAAGGCCAAGAAACCCAAGAGCAAGAAGGAUGACUAAGGGAUUGUGUAUUAGCUUUUAAGACAACGUUUUCUCGACAUUAUAGAACAAAUAUCAAGACACUUAUUAAAUGUAUGCCUAG